AGAGUUAUCUGGGCCUUGUUUGCGGUGUAGACACUUUGCGGAACAGCCAACAUGUCAGCCUGGGUCUGCUGAUUCGCCGUGCUGGUGUCUCAAAUAUCACCUUCUUGUCGGGCAGUGUUUAGCUUCGAGGGCUUGUCCAAGGUAUAAAAGGGUUGACAAUUCCCUCACAACAUCUGGAAAUCAUUAUCAACUUCAAUCAUCCUCAAGAUCACCAGCAUUCCUCUUCAGCCAUCUUCAAGAUACGUAUACUUUCGAGUCUCAUCAAAUCUUCAAAAUGUUCAAGCUCGCUACACUCGCCGUUGCUGUCAUUGGCACUCUUGCCCCGAUGGUCGCUGCCGACAACUGCAAGACGGGCCUCAACUACUGCGGUUAUAACCUUCUCGCUAUCGGAAGCUAUGGCAACCAGGUAAACCAAGCCCUUAGCAACGCGGGGCAACCCACCGACGAUGCUCAUUCCCGCGAAUCUAUUUUCCACUGCAAUGGAGGAGCCAACGGCGACAUUACCUAUACCAAUUAUUGCUCCGGAGGCUGCCAGGAUGGUGGGUCUGGCAACAGUGAUUACUGCUAGACUUGUUGUUCUGGGGUGCGAAAAGCGCUAUGCACGUACUCGAGCAUUGCUUUUUGAUUCCUGGCUCGCCGAAAUGAUUGGC
Molecule: messenger RNA, 650 nt
Organism: Talaromyces proteolyticus
Lineage: Eukaryota; Fungi; Ascomycota; Eurotiomycetes; Eurotiales; Trichocomaceae
Exons: 2
Coding region: 275-568 (97 amino acids)
Source: RefSeq, a predicted model, not a curated record